Messenger RNA from Lindgomyces ingoldianus, 2910 nucleotides. RefSeq lists its product as uncharacterized. The transcript is spliced from 2 exons. Lineage: Eukaryota; Fungi; Ascomycota; Dothideomycetes; Pleosporales; Lindgomycetaceae. Bases 1 to 2910 code for a protein of 969 amino acids. The record is from RefSeq and is a predicted model, not a curated record.
AUGGCUUCGUUUCAAGUAGAGGCUACUGCUACACGCCACCACCUAACCCCUCCAGUUAAAGAGCCCACCUUCAAGGCAGUCAACUCAACUCCAGAUGAGAACACUGUUUCCGACGCUGAGCAAGAAGUUAUCACUUUUGACGCUAGUCCCGUCGCUAGUGGUUCUGGCGACCAUGCUUCCAUCCCAGACGUAGUAUCCAUCCACGAGCUUGAGAAAAAAAACGAUGAAAAUUGUGACGAAGGUAAGCUCAUCAAUAUCCCGUCCAUGUCGGAGUACGAGUCUAAUGGUAAAGUAGACACUGUCCUAAACACUAUCACCAACAAGGAUAAUGCAAAGGACAAAAAUGUCAUCCCAAUCGAUAAUGCUUCUAACGCAAGUCAAAAAGACGAGAUCAUGCCUGGUACCGAAGAAGAGUCCAGUCUUCCGGCAACCCCAACUCCGCCUCCAGCUCGGAAGCAGGACACUCCCGCCGGCGAGCAAUACAACGGCAGCACGGCCGGUGAAGAGACUGGUGAGUCCAGCUCCAGGGACGGUUGGCGCCGUCAGCCUAGGAUAUGCGCCGCUGAACCUAAGUGCCCAGUGACUGCUCAGAUGCUGGAGGAGCAUAUCGCAUACCGUCUUGCACAUAUCAUCUCCGCGAACCUUGCUCCAGGCUGUAAGAAAGUCGAUCCAAAGGACAUGCUGAAGGGUCUUGCUCAGUAUCCAGUUGUCGGUGACCUCUUGAACCAUUUCAAGCUCCUCGGCUGGUCCGUGGAUGCGAACGUGGUCAAGGCACUCAAGAACGAUCCUUAUGUGCUACUCAAUGUCACACCCGUCGCCGGACCCAACGUCACCCGCAACGAGCUUCAAGCGCCUAAGCCGCCACAUAUGGGAGUUAUUCGUCUCUUGUACAACGAAUUGUGCGCUACGAUUAACGGCGAGAACAACGAGAAUUUGCGCAAAGGUCAAGCUAGGGUCCUUAGCAACAACGUUGCAGACUUCUUGGUUUCUGGAUUAAGUGCAAACCAGAUCUUUGAUAAACUUCGCAUGAAUGGUUACGAUGGUGUGAACUUGAAGGAGAUCAAAGAUGUCAUGGCUCGGUAUGAACGCCACCUUACCGGUAUGAACUUUCGAGAGGACGAUCCAGCAUCCGACUCCUGUGCCUUGGAUAGCCCAUCGCCUGCCGCAAGCGAACUCAAAAAGGUCCGCAAUAUUCCGCAGACUGCGAGCCUGCGAGGCACGAUUCGUCGCCAGGGUAAUACAGGCCAGAGUGUUGCUCGUGGUUUCUCUCGGCAGCCUCGUGCCAAUAGUAAAGCCCCAAGUGAGGCCAAGGAAGCUGUUAGCAACCCAGAACAGAAUGCCGCUCAUGGCUCGUCUCAGCACCCUCACGUUAACGACAAUGCCCCAGCUGAAGCCCAGGAAGCUGUUGCAGAGGCUGUUACAGAGGUUGUGACAGAGGACGAAAAUGAGAGUGAUAGCGACAGUGGCGAUGACGAGAUUCCGUCUAGCCUUCAUGGCAGGCAUGGGAACCUGGUUAAGGACGAUUGGGUAGCCCAGUUUAAGGUAGCUGCUACUCCACCGGGUGUAGCUCCCGCACAGAACGCCCUAGUCAAUGCUACAGUUGCCAGACCUCCAGUUGCCAGUCUUCCAGUUGCCAGUCCUGGAGUUGCUGGUCCUACAGACCUCGCCGAGCAUCCUUCCUGCCAUAGCCCUUCAGAAUACGAGACUUUUGAGCCAUCCAAUGAGCUCCCGGGUCGUUAUAAUGUCCGGUUUAAGAUGACCCUUGCCAACGGCCGCACCAUUGAGCAUCUCGAUCUGCUCCCGGAGAUGGACAUGGAGGCUGGAGAAGAAGAUGGUUCCUAUUUCCUGCCUUGCAAUGAGCACAUCAUCCCAACAGUCAGCAAAAAUGAUGAGUCGCUCUGGGUUAAGGAUCCUAGUGUCCCAGAAUGGCCUGGUGUCUAUCAUCGCCAUACCAAGAAGCGUGGAGUCCUCACCGCUAAGCCUCACUUCAUUAUGCGAAAGUUCACCUACCCAACAAACGUAUAUGAUCAGCAAUACAAGUAUGGCAUGUCGUGGGAGAGCUUCGGAGAUGACAAGCAUGUGGGCGGUUUCGACAUCAACAACCGCAAACAUGUCCACCACUACAACCGGUGGAUUGGCCAAAUUCGCGCUCGAAAUGAUAGGAACUACGUCAAGCGUGACAUUCGCAAGUGCUGGCAUGACCAGGAGCUCAUAGCACUGCGAAAGCAUUGCAAUGACGAGAUCGAAUCCCGAGGUCUCAUCGAUUGGUACAAUAACAUUAACUUGGCUAAGGUUACUCGCUUGGUCAAUGAAGCUCGUCUGAAGUAUAACCCAGAAGCUGACCCUCGCACCGAGAGCGGCGUUCAGUCUCAGGCAGACCGUGACACGUAUGAGCCUAGGACUCGGGCGGGUCCCAAGAUUGGUGUGCCUUGGCCUCUCGGUCCGGAUGGCAAGCCAAAGCAAGGAAUCAAAGAGAUGAAAGAGGAGGCUAAGCGCCUGAGUGAUUUGCAGCGUCGCGGCGAGGAGAUCGAGGACAGUGUUCUGAAACCAAAGAACCCGUUGUCUUUGGCAGACUUCCCUCGAAAGCUGCCAGGCGGAAAGUCUCACUUGCGUCAGAUACCGCAAACGAAAGUCGCUACGGAAGGCCCAGUCAAGCAUAAGCGAGGUGCCAUUCAAGAUGCCGUCCAGGAUGCCGCACCGGCGAAGCGCAAGCGAAGUGCGGGUGAGGAUGAGGUCUCAAAGGAGGACGAGCACCCUCAAAAGCGGCGAAAUUCCGACGGCAAUGAGACCACCAUGGGGGAGAACACCAUGUUGACCGAGUACACCGAGGACGAAGUUAAGGGUGAGGAUGAGGACGCCAUCAUGACUGGAACGGAUGAUGGCAGCGCCUCCCCCACUCACAGAUGGUAA